Messenger RNA from Staurois parvus, 241 nucleotides. Lineage: Eukaryota; Metazoa; Chordata; Amphibia; Anura; Ranidae. The record is from the annotation of a GenBank genome assembly.
CAUUUGGGGGAUAUCUGUACCAUCCUGACAUUUGGAGGAUAUCUGUACUGUUCUGACAUUUGGGGGAUAUCUGUACUGUCUGACAUUUGGGGGGAUAUCUGUACUGUCCUGACAUUUGGAGGAUAUCUGUACUGUUUUGACAUUUGGGGGAUAUCUGUACUGUCCUGACAUUUGGGGGAUAUCUGUACUGUCCUGACAUUUGGGGGUAUCUGUACCGUCCUGACAUUUGGAGGAUAUCUGU